GGCUGGCUUGGUUCAGUACAAAUAAAGUAGUGGAGAGGAGACUGCAGAGGAUCCUCAUUGAACAUAUCUAUCUUUUCCAUCCCAACAUCAGCAGAUCUAUCCCUGACCUGAACUCCCGGCUUUUCAGUCUCUCUCUCUCUCUCUGGCUGUCCCCAGCAGUCUCUACUUCGACCUCAAUAGUAUUCGUUGAUCGUUUGCCAGGGACCAAAAACACCAAUAAGAAUGGGAGAAGGGAGAGAAGGAGAUUGGGAAUGCGCGGGGUGCCGGAACAGAAACUACGCGUUCAGAUCGUUCUGCAACAGAUGUAAACAGCCUCGGCUUCUUGUCGACACCAAAACUCCUGCCGAUUCUAAAUGGCUCCCUCGCAUUGGUGAUUGGAUCUGCACUGGUUGCAGUAACAACAAUUAUGCGUCAAGAGAAAAGUGCAAAAAGUGCGGGCAACCAAAGGAGGUAGCAGCAAUGCCAGCAAUUGCAAUGCCUGGAGUUUCUCUCCCGACUUAUGCACAUUAUUUUGCCAGGGCACAAGGAGGACUGAAGAUGAAUAUGGGGAUAACAAGCAACCCUUCUCUUCAGCAAUCAUUUCCAUUGAAUCCUAAUUGGUCGCUUGGAGUGGCUGAUAAAUAUGGAGUCCAGUCAACUUCUGGUUGGCCUUUAGGUGGGAGUAGUAGUGCUUCACUUCCAUAUACAAACAAUACAAAUCAGGUUCUUAUGGUUCCAAAAGGAUGGCGCAAUGGAGACUGGAUAUGCUCCUGUGGUUUCCACAACUACUCUUCCCGUGCACAAUGUAAAAAAUGCAAUGCUUCCUUACCAUCAACUACACCUUCAUCUGCAGAAAAUGCAGCUGUAACAGAUAUGUUUCCGACACUUGGAAUGAAACGGUUGGCAUCAGAGGAGUUUGUCAACGAGUGGGACAACAAGAGGCUAAAUGCAGGGGAUAUGAAGAACAAUCUUCUGAUGCAUGGACAGCAGCAACCAUAUCAGGGAUUUGAGCAGAUUGGAGGAUCCAGUGGUGAUCAGGCACCUGGGCUGUAUACUCCUUAUCCCAGUGGAAAUUUUGCAACAGCACCAAUCUUACAAGUACAAAUGCAAUUACCACAGAUGGCAACGAUGCCUACACUUCUGGGGAAAGGUGCAAAGCAAUGGCGUGAUGGAGAUUGGAUGUGCACAAAUUGCAAUAAUCAUAAUUUUGCUUCUAGAUCACAAUGUAAUAGGUGUAAAAUUCAAAGAGAUGCACUUAGUCAGCCUGUAAAUGCAUAGGUGGCAAUUGUUUGGAGGGUUUGGUGUUGUAACUUUUACUGGUUUGUCUUGAGGUUUAUUUUGGAUAUCAAGUUGCAAUAGAAAGGUGAAGCUUCUUGUAAUUGCAGUUAUUUUUAACUCUUUUUUUUUGUUUCCUCCCAAGGUAUUAAAAAUCGGUUUGUCAUAAACAAUGCUACUUUAAGAGUGGUCUAUCGAUAAAUUUUAUAGCUGUCAGAUGAGCAGUACUGAAUUCUUUCUGU
This is a messenger RNA of Nelumbo nucifera (sacred lotus), 1496 nucleotides long. RefSeq names its product zinc finger (Ran-binding) family protein. Lineage: Eukaryota; Viridiplantae; Streptophyta; Magnoliopsida; Proteales; Nelumbonaceae. The record is from RefSeq and is a predicted model, not a curated record. Gene Ontology annotation, molecular function: mRNA binding. Gene Ontology annotation, biological process: regulation of DNA-templated transcription. Gene Ontology annotation, cellular component: cytoplasm.